UUUGCCGCAACUGUCAUUUUUCGUGGAGCAUUCUCUGGGCAUCUUUAUACAUAGCAGAGGUUAGUAUUUGAGAUAUGAAAAGAAUUUUAGGUUUAGCCGAGUUUUCAUGCAUCUUUGUCUGUGAAAAAAUGUUCUGCCCCACUUAUGUUAAAGGAGGUUCCAAAUCUUUAAUCUCUUCUACUUUAGUGUUCACUUUGUAGAGUGCUUUAACAUGCUUUUCAGGCAAUGGGAAAGCCUUUGGUUAGACAAAACUUAAUGUGGUUAGUUACCAUUUCCCUUUUACCCACCAGUCACUGAACCAGUCAACUUUCUUUUCAUCAACCUGGAAAAUUCUGUAUCCUUAGCAAGGGAAAAAAAUGUAAUCAUGUUUGGGCUGGGUCCGUGCGAUGAGGAUGAGAACAAAUGGGCUUGAGUGCUGGAUAUGGGGCCCAUAUUUUCAGUGGAGAGGCAUGUGUUUGUCCCAUCAUGGAAAAAAGAGAGAAUAUAUAUGACCAUGUAUUCGUGUUCUCAAAAGCUAUUUGAUGGCUUCUAUUUUAUAGAACAAAGUUGUAUUGUUUAGUGUCCUUUUCCAAAUCCAAUACAAAUCCUCAUACACAAGAUCUUUCUCCCUCUAUUUUAUAACCAAAGCAACACUAUUAAUAGGCCUUUCACUGUAUCACAAAAAUAUCCUUCUGCACCAUCUCUCUUUCAAUCCCAGUGAUAAACCCCAUCAUAACUCUCUCUCCAUAAAUACUCCCAAAUAGGCCUUUGUACUUCUCUCAUCUCUGCAAAUCUCAUCAAGCAUUAAUCUCUCUGGUUUUUUAGAAGCUUAGAUACAGAUGGGUCUUCCUCAAACUCCGACUCCUACUCAUCUCUAUCCUGAAGCACUUCAACUUAAGCUUUACCAGGCCUUCAUAUUUUCAAUCCCAAUUCUCUUCUCCAUUAUUCUGUUUCUGCUGUUUUACUUGUUCUACCUCAAGAGGAGGGCUUCCACUUCCUCAUCUACUGCACCAAUACUUCCAAGCAGUAUGAAUCAAGCAGCUUCAUUUCUCUCCCCAUCAUGUGAGAUCGGUUUGAAGGGAGAGCUCAAAGGCAAGCUUCCAACAAUCUUGUUUGAUGACGAAUUGAAGGCAAGGGACUCACUAUGUUGUGUUUGCCUGGGAGAAUUUGAAAUCAAAGAGGAGUUACACCAGGUUCCGUCGUGCAAACAUGUGUUUCAUGCCGACUGCAUAUACCACUGGCUUCGUACAAACUCUACUUGUCCACUCUGUCGCUGCUCUGUCUUCCCCAAUACCAAAGCAGGCAAUCCAGUGUCCCCUGUUAGAUCCGAGCAUCCCGAUAACCAGAACUCCAACCAGCACAGACAAAAUGUCUCUUCACAGCAACAAGAAGAAAACAUUGGUGUUAGGUUGGAUAUCUCUGAUUCUUCCAGUGGACAGCAGAUGGUACCAACAGACGGAUCUUCUAGCUCGAGUUUAAGAGAGCCUGGCAGAUCGUCUGAGUUGCCCACUUGCAUGGACAGUGAAAUGGGUUAUCGGGACCAAGAAUCAAUUGUUCUUCACAUUGAAACACACUCAGAAAUCUGAGGGAAGUUGAGUGGAGUAGUUUAGAGAUUGAUUGCUAGUUUAUUAAUAUCAUCAGGGAGUACAAGGUAACGUAAACAGUACAGACUAGAACUCGAAAACAAUUCUAUAGAGACAAGUCAAAAUGCCAUAGAGGAUGCUGAGUAGAGAGCCCAUGCUAGAACUACAGAAAUCACAGUGAUUUUCAGAGGCAAUUUCCCUUGGUCUCUCCUCCAGGCCAUGGCUUCAUAUACUGGCCAGCAGUUCACCACUGCAAAACCAGCCAAGAACAUUUGAAGAAACACAUCUUCUAGGCUUCUUUGCCUGCAGGCUUUUGCGAAGCCGGAUAGGAAUGCGACCAAGUUGAUUAUAGCUGCUGUGGUUAGCGGCAAGAAAAUCGGGGAUGGGACUCCAAACUCGAAGAUCCCCUUCUGGUAUCGCUUGCUUUGUUCUUCUUCAACCACCUUGCUCGUCACAUUAAACCCAAAUGUGGAAAUGCCAACAUACUUCAGCAAGUACUCAACCAACCCGAACGUGAAACUCGAUAGUCCCCUCAUAAUCCACGCCCUCUGGUGGUUCCACCACCUCUGUGUCGGCCUGCCGGAUAAUAGAAACUCAAGAUAGUCUUGUCCAUAGGCUCCAAGGAAAAGAACCACAUAUAACAAAAACCAAGGAUCUGAUAUCUGUAAAACCAUGUUGAGUUUUCUUAGUUGAAAUCGACUCAAUAUUAUAAUGCUAAUGGAUGCAUAGAUGGGCAUACCUUUGGGAAUAUUGAGGCAGAAUUGAGCAGAGCUAGCUGGGGGAGAAAGGCAUAGAUGGUGAACGGAAUCCCCCAAAUGGCCCAGAAGGUAUAAUGAGCAAAACAUAGCCCUGAAAGGAGGCUUAUUGAUCGGACUCCAAAGGUGAUUGGGCUAUAUCUGGAGAAGGCAACUUCAAGAAGGCCAACUGACCAUCUCAUGGUUUGAUUCAGAAAAUCAUGGAGGUUGAUGGGUGACUCCCCUAGAAAUGCAGGCCUUUUAGGAUUACAAUAAAUGGACUUCCAUCCUUCACAUUGCAUCAGACAGCUUGUGUACAAGUCCUCAACCAAAGUGCCAUACCUAAAGCCCAUCUGCAAAUUGUAGAAAACAAAAAAUGAAUCCAAAUUUGUGCUCAAAAACUGGUGUUCCUACAA
This is a messenger RNA of Vitis vinifera (wine grape), 2712 nucleotides long. Its product is annotated as probable E3 ubiquitin-protein ligase RHA4A. The record is from RefSeq and is a predicted model, not a curated record. Gene Ontology annotation, biological process: protein ubiquitination. Gene Ontology annotation, molecular function: transferase activity. NCBI's taxonomy places the organism in Eukaryota, Viridiplantae, Streptophyta, Magnoliopsida, Vitales, Vitaceae. Bases 819 to 1565 code for a protein of 248 amino acids. The transcript is spliced from 3 exons.